CACUCCUACUGCCUUCCUGGUUAGUAACGUUGGAGAGGGAAUCUAAAGUGGUUGGGAGAUCUUUCAGAGGAUCGUAUACUUUCUCCAGCCAGCUUAAUGUUCCCGCCAGGCGAACCUUUCUGUUGCCUGUAUCCCGGAGACAUACCCCGUUGUUGAGUCCCUUUCAAGAGCAGAUGUAGAUCGCCAACAGCGGGGAGUGCACGCACGUCAAUCGGCUGCCUCGCCAGUGAACGUCUGGUGACAGGAGCGCGCGCUUUGUCAUGGAGCAGACGACAUGUUAGGAGUUCGGAGAUAGCCUGUGUGAUAACGUGGUCAUCUUGAUAAAUGCUGUACUUACAUACACCAGGCAAAUCUAUCGUCUGACGCUGUAGAAGGCUAACAGGCGGGAUUGGGCAGGGUUUAGCACAUAGCCCUAGAGUCCCGGCCAACCUACCCGAAGGCCACAAAUAGACCAUCAAUACAUGCACGCUAUAGUGUUUACACUGAUUUGUCACGCGGCAAUUUUAGCCAGCACGACAUAACGACCUGCACGCAAACUUCAGGGUCAAUUAGUGCUCUGACCACCUGAUGAUAACAUUUAAGACACUGAAUACGACAUAAGUAUGUGAAGAACUAUGUCCAUUGAGAAACAUCGGUGAACAAACUGGCCGCAAUUUUUAUGCUUCGAGAUUUGACAGCAAAUCCGUUCGAUUGUGAACGUCCAAGUACAAGACAAAUACUUCUUCCUAGAUCCAGAAUGACGGACAGGUUAGGUGUGUCCAAUAGGACGUCCCGGCGGAGAGGGACUCUGAAGAGAUUUAGCACGGUGAACAACGGGACAGUGGGCCAGACAGGAGGCCGGAGACCCCCGCAGGAGAACAGGUCAGAGACCUCGGACAACCGUCCAAAGCGGGUAAGCCUUCACGUGGAGAACACCUACAGAAUGAGACCUUCAUCGGAGGAGAGGUUCUCCGUGACAAAGAUGGAGACGCUCAUGUCGGAAAUACUCGACAACAGACUCAGAGACACUACGUACAAUGGCGAAACGUGUUCAGAGUUGGCUAAAGAGCUUGUAUGUACCAUCAUUGCCAAGACCAAGGAGUUUCAGUGGCAGAGGUAUAAAUUGGUUGCGCAAGUCCACGUCGGGCAGAAUGACAGUCAGGCGGUUCAAGUCGCCAGCAGAUGCAUAUGGGACCCUAGUUUCGACAGUUAUGCGUGUGUCUCCUACAAGAAUACUUCUCUGUUCGUUGUUGCCUCAUGCUAUGGGAUAUACUUUGAGUAAUGUGUGUCAGGAAUAUUUAUUGCAAUAUACAUGGUAUUUGAUAUUAUUCCAAUGCUAUCUCUAUGAUGCCACCACCUAUGAAUAUCUGAACUGUCACCUCCUUGAUUUGGUUAAGGGUUAAUUAAAACGUGUUAAUUGUUGCAAAUUAGGAAAUACGAAUAAAAUAAUGCUCAUAAUCAGUGUCGUGCAUCGUAUGUAUAUAACUAUGUAAAUGAGAGGGACAAAAGCUUUUCCAUAAUCAUAAGAAAUCUCAGCUAAAAGCCGAAUUCAGUGUACAAUUCCGACUGUACCAUCAGCAUCUGUUUAGUGAUGAUCGUCCGAGAAAAGGUUAUUGUAUUGUGCCCCAGGUGGCACACGUCACAAACACUUAAGGACACUGGUUGGAAGUGUCCUCCUCACGUCUACCAUGAAAUGUCCUGAAACGCUUUACUAACCCUGACCAAACAACAUUCGAGCAAGAGUCGUGUGACGCUCUUUGAAAUCUUCGUAGAAAGAACUUGCUCAAAAGUUGUGAAUUGUAGACACCAAAGGCUGGAUCUGUUGGAAUAUUGCUGAAAGGAAAGUUGACUAUUGGAAAUUGGAAGUCAUCCCUUUGUAGAUACUGUAUUGUCUGAAUCUUUAUGCAUCGAUCAAAAUACGAAAUCUCUUGAUCUCUUCUAUGUCUAGUUCCGGUGGGUAAAUCAGUGUAAGGUAAGAUUUGACAAUUAUUGAACAAUAAACCAGAUCAUCGAUAUACCU
Molecule: messenger RNA, 1999 nt
Organism: Haliotis rufescens (red abalone)
Lineage: Eukaryota; Metazoa; Mollusca; Gastropoda; Lepetellida; Haliotidae
Product: dynein light chain Tctex-type 5-B-like
Exons: 2
Coding region: 659-1261 (200 amino acids)
Biological process (GO): microtubule-based movement
Cellular component (GO): cytoplasmic dynein complex; cytoplasm
Molecular function (GO): dynein intermediate chain binding
Source: RefSeq, a predicted model, not a curated record